AUGACUGCUACUGAUUUUGAAAGAAAAACUGAUUUGUUUUUAGAGUGGUUACCCACAGUUGGAAUCAAAUUGUCUAAGAAUGUCAAAAUUGUCGAUUCGAGAGAUGAGCAUCAAGGUAGAUCUAUGAUCUGCAUUAACGACGUGAAGGAGGGAGAGAAGCUGUUUUCGGUACCUGAGACAGCUUCAUUGAAUAUUAUCACCGGUUCUUUGGGUAAACUGGAUGAAAGCUAUUUAGGAAUUUUGCUGAGUAAGGUUGAACAUUGGCAUGGUUUGAUUUUAACCAUCUUAUACGAGUGGAAAUACCUUGGCGAGAAGUCGAAAUGGUGGCCAUACUUUCAGGUACUACCAGAUCAGUUUGAUACGUUGAUUUAUUGGGAUAAGGAAGAUUUGGAUAAAUUGAAGCCCUCUUUGGUGCUGGACCGUUUGGGUGAACAACAAUCCAAGGAUAUGUACGUCAAAGUUCUGGAGUUGAUGAAAACAUUUAAUGUUGCCGAUAAGAUUGGAGAAGUAACUUAUGAUGAUUUCCAGCGUGUUGCUUCAUGGAUCAUGGCUUAUUCAUUUGAUAAGGAAAUCACUGCUGAAAAUUCAGAGGUAGUAGGAGAGGAAGAUGGCGACGAAGAAGAAGUCGAGGAGGAAGUAGAAAUCACAGAAGAUAACAACGAAGAUGAAGAUGCUGAUGAAGAUGCAGAUGACAGCGUUAUUGAGAACAGUGUUAACUUUGAUGGCGUCAUCAAGUGUAUGAUUGCAGUCGCAGAUAUCCUAAAUUCCGAUACCAAUUUGGUGAAUGCUAAUAUCAUAUAUGACAAGACAGGCUUGAUCUGUUGUGCAACGAAAGACAUCAAGGCAGGGGAACAAGUUUACAAUAUCUACGGUAAUCAUCCAAACUCGGAGAUCUUGAGAAGGUAUGGUUAUGUUGAAUGGACUGGAUCCAAAUACGAUUUUGGGGAAGUUACGUUGAAGAAUAUCCUGGACUCACUAUCGGAGAAGUAUAACGUCAGCACUGAGUUUUUAGAUAGAGUAGUUGAAAUUUUGAGAGAAGAUGAGAAGAUCAAGGAAAUAUGGGAUUAUGAAGAUGUUGUGCUGGAUAGCUAUGACUGUUAUGCAGAUGGUGAAACAAUUCCAGAAGCUGCAUCAACCAUUCAAAUCCUAUUCGUUCUUUUACAGUCACAUGAAGUCGUAAAGCUGGAGGAAUUAGCUUUAACUAGACUAUUACAAAGAAUUGUGAAGAAGUGCCAACAAUUACUGGAAAGUGGACGUGUUACAGAAUCUGUUAAUUCUAUUUGGCAGCAAGCGGUGGAGAAGAGAUUGAAGAUGUAUCCCCAAACCAACCCAGUUCUUUCUGAAGAUAGAAUUAAAGAGACCUUCGCGAAGUCUAAGAGCGACCAAAGACAACUAAUGGCAUCAUGUAUUUUAGAAUGUGAAAGAAGAUGUAUUGCAAAGUCGCGUGAAGGGAUAAGUAAACAAUUUAAACUAUUAGAUGACGAGAAAUUAUUAAAGAACGUUUUGAAAAGACCAGUUGAAGAGGAGAAGAAGAAGAAGAGUAGAAUAGUUAAAAGAGUCAAAAAGAACAGAAAUGACGAUUAA
Kluyveromyces lactis is the source of this 1584-nucleotide messenger RNA. RefSeq names its product ribosomal lysine N-methyltransferase (gene RKM4). Gene Ontology annotation, biological process: peptidyl-lysine monomethylation. Bases 1 to 1584 code for a protein of 527 amino acids. Gene Ontology annotation, molecular function: protein-lysine N-methyltransferase activity; protein binding. The transcript has a single exon. Lineage: Eukaryota; Fungi; Ascomycota; Saccharomycetes; Saccharomycetales; Saccharomycetaceae. Gene Ontology annotation, cellular component: nucleus. The record is from RefSeq and is a predicted model, not a curated record.